Messenger RNA from Prorocentrum cordatum, 870 nucleotides. NCBI's taxonomy places the organism in Eukaryota, Dinophyceae, Prorocentrales, Prorocentraceae. The record is from the annotation of a GenBank genome assembly.
AUGUUUCCUCCCUUUACAACCUUUGUGCAUGCGCUCUUGGCUCUCAUACUGGACCCGUUUGCGUAUGUGUGGAAGAGCGAUGACGUACCGUCGAUUGAUUCGCAGUGUGGGCAUUUGGAAGAAGGCGUUCUGCCGGUCAAAGCACAACAGCGUGACGAUCAGCAUCAUUCCAUGCGUCUGCGGCGAACGCAGGUAGAUACUGUCUCAAGUCAGCUGGGGAGUAUCGAAGAACGCGCAGAAGGAAACACGUCCGCCGAAUUUAAGGAAAAGUAUAAGCUGCCAUUGAAGUCCAAGGUGGGACUUUGGGCACUCACAGCUAUCUUCUGCCUCUGCUGUGUCGGCUGGACUUACGUGGCAAAACGUGCCAGACACGACAAGGCUCGAGAGAUGAUCCGAUUUAUGCCAUUCAGCGCUUUCUCGAUGUAUUCCAGCUAUCCUUCAGCCCCGUUGGCCGUGCAAGGCUGGUGGGAUCAGUCCAUGGCACAGCAGGGCAGCACCACAGUCAACUGGCAGUGGCGGGCGUGGGCCAGGGGGCAAAUGCCUGGUAACGAGGUGGCAAGCGCGAUGCGGCCCCACAGCGUGGUGCUCACGAUCGAAAACGAGCACAAGAUAAUGCCGGUAUCAGUGUUCUGGAACCAGCAUUUUCUCGUUGUCGUCAAGCCUCAGGGCACCUACACCUUGAAGACUUACGAGUCAGCCCAUCUUGAGAUACAUGGUGGGCCAGGGAAGAGUGAGCAUCUGUUGACAACGAUCAAAGUCAGUGGUGAGGCGAGGCAGCGAUUUGUAGUGCGGUCAAAUCUGUGGCUCAAGCGACCGCAAGGCGUUGCCAGGCAUCCCCGCCGCACUGACACAGAGGCGCAACUGGUGUAG